AUGGCCGCCGAUGGACCUCGCCCUGGCUUCCUGGGCAACAUCAAUCCGACUCAAGAAGCGAACCUGCAGAAACUAUGGUCAGUUUUGCUGAAGGCAGCUGAAGCUCCAUCAGGAGAGGAAGACUCCAAACCGGCGACGGCCGGCACCGAGGAGAAUGCCAGCCCACCCCAACCCCAGCGACGACUUUCUCUCCUGAGUCGUACUCAGAGCAACGUAUCCGAUACUGCGAGCGUCAUCCCUGCUGGUCCCUACCAACAAAAGAUCCUGACCUACAUUAAGGAGCUGGGCGCCAAUCCACCCGAGACCAAAGCCAUCCAAAAGGCAUUAUCGGAUAUUACUCCUAGUGAGCUUCGCUUAGGGGUCUUGGAUACUCUCAAGCACGACCAUCCCGACGCAAUGCUCCUGCGAUUCCUGCGGGCUCGAAAGUGGGAUGUCCCCAAGGCGUUUGCGAUGAUGAUGGAGGCAAUCGUCUGGCGGGUCAAGGAGAUGCAUGUCGAUGGGGACGUGAUGGCCAAGGGUGAGCUCCAUGCCCUCAAGCAGUCCCGGAGCAACUCCAAUCCCGCCGAGCAAAAGGCGGGCAAAGACCUUUUAGCCCAAAUGCGCAUGGGCAAGGGUUAUGUGCAUGGCACCGAUCGACUGGGCCGCCCAAUUGUGGUGGUCAAAGUGCGUCUACACAAGCCCGGUGCGCAGAGCGAGGAAACCCUCGAACGCUACAUCGUCCAUGUCAUUGAGUCUGUGCGAUUGACCCUGUCACCACCGGUCGAGACAGCGGCUGUUUUGUUUGACAUGACCGGGUUCUCUCUAUCCAACAUGGAGUAUCCGCCCGUUAAGUUUAUCUUGAAAUGCUUCGAAGCAAAUUACCCAGAAUCCCUCGGUAUUCUAUUGAUCCACAACGCGCCAUGGGUGUUUUCAGGCAUAUGGAGACUGAUUCGGGGCUGGAUGGACCCCGAUAUUGCCGCCAAGGUCGCCUUCACCAACAGUACGGAUGAUCUGGAAAAGUUCAUUCCUCGAGAUCAAAUCGUGGAGGAGCUCGGCGGCAACGAGAAGUGGAAAUACGAAUACAUAGAGCCCGAUGCAAAGGAAAACGACAAAAUGAAUGAUACGACGACACGGGACGCCCUUCUUGCCGAGCGGGAGCAAAUUGGCGAGGUAUUCCUAAGUACCACCUCGUCCUGGAUUGAAGCAAGUAAAUCCAAGGAUGCCAACAAGGUCCAAGCGAGCGAGAGCCAGAGAGCCUUUUUAGCGGAGAGGCUGCGAGUCAAUCACUGGAAGCUGGACCCCUAUGUCCGAGCGCGUCUUUGCCUGGACCGCAUGAGAGUCAUCCAAGAAGGUGGCAAGAUCAAUUUCUAUCCCAAAGAUACACCUGCGGAGAACGUCACAGAGGUGGCCAAGGCAUCGGAAGUGAAGCAUUUGGAAAGCGUCGAUGGCAACUCUGCGCAGGCCACUGUAUCUUAA
Penicillium alfredii is the source of this 1455-nucleotide messenger RNA. Its product is annotated as CRAL-TRIO domain-containing protein. Bases 1 to 1455 code for a protein of 484 amino acids. The transcript has 4 exons. NCBI's taxonomy places the organism in Eukaryota, Fungi, Ascomycota, Eurotiomycetes, Eurotiales, Aspergillaceae. The record is from RefSeq and is a predicted model, not a curated record.